GCUUGCAUUUCGCGCUGGGAGCUCCUCUAUGGCGGAGCCCAGGGUUUCAUCGAUUCAACCGGCGGCAAUGGCCGGCGCUAUCGAGAGAUCAUCUGGCACCACCUCGCUCGGUCGUGGCGAGAAUCGACGCGGCUCAGAGCGCGGAUGAGCUCCAGGAGCAGCUGGCCGCGCUCGUGGACGAAGCAAGAUCGGCGAGAAUGCGAGGUAAUCUCUGUGUUUACUCGGAACGGGGAAGAAAUUUCUUCCUGUGAAUCCAGCGGACAAGGCGCGGGCAAGAUUUAUGCGGCUAACGGAGAGUGUUGAGCAGAUGAAUCUCCGCGCCGCGGCGGAGAUUAAGGCCGGGAAUGAGGACUCGGCCAGGCAGCUGAUCAAGGAGAAGAGGAAUGUAAUGGCUGCGCUAGAGCUGUCCAAGAAGCGAGCCGCGUUAUUGGAAGAAUUCGCGACAAAGCUCAACCAGGUUAUUUCUUUGAAAGAAACUCGUUUGAUGGCGUCCCUAUCGUUGGGAGAGCUCAGCGAUACGACGACCACUUCCAGUGUGCGAAUUGUUCCUCCAAAAGAUAGAGUGCUGAUCGUCCCUCCAAAAGAGAAAGAAACUGGCAGAGACGAUCAAUGUAGCAGCUAG
This is a messenger RNA of Selaginella moellendorffii, 622 nucleotides long. RefSeq lists its product as uncharacterized. The transcript has 2 exons. Bases 281 to 622 code for a protein of 113 amino acids. The record is from RefSeq and is a predicted model, not a curated record. NCBI's taxonomy places the organism in Eukaryota, Viridiplantae, Streptophyta, Lycopodiopsida, Selaginellales, Selaginellaceae.